UGCUUAUGUACAUAACCAGCCUGGAAUUUGUCCACACAAAAGCAUUGGUAACAAAGAAGGGUGUCAGGUGUCAAUAAGUGGUGAUCGAUAGACCAGAACCAUUCAUUGAUUGUACAAUGAUAUGAUGUUAUUAGCAUACUAAUUUUGUCACUAUCUACUGCGAACGUGUUACUCACGAUAGAUAUGUGCCGUAUCAGUAGUCCAAGGAUAUCCUUUCUGAUUACUGAUUAGAUUUCUGGAAUUUUAGCAGAAACAUCAUACAAUAUUGAGUCUCAUUAGCAGAUUGGCGAUUGCAUGUAUUAAAAAAUAGCUAGAUUCCGAAUAAAUGUCACACAGCAAAUCGUCAUCAGCACAAAAGUGUUUCACGAAUCUUGCCAUUUUUAUAUUUCUUCUAAAUUUCUUUGUUACUGGCACGAUGGCAUCCGUAAUCAGCAAAACGCUCGAAGCCAGUCUGAAGAACGGAGGCACGGCAUCCGCUGUGGUAGUUAUGGCCCGUGAAACGCAAGAAGUCUUGUCAAAAAUAGAGACACAACAAUUCGCCAAUCGAGACGCCCGUGCGGACGCUGUGACUUCGGGACUUCAAGAACUGGCAAAAGAUUCACAGAAGCAUUUGAAAGAGUUUUUGGACUCUCAAACACCCCCCGUCCAGUAUCAGAGUAUGUGGAUCAGCAACACGCUCAUCAUUAAAAACGCUACGUUGGACCUUCUCCAAAAAUUGGAAAAAUUGGGAGGAAUUAAGGAAAUCAGGGAGGAGCAUACGGCCCACCUUUUGGAGAACUAAUAAAAAUAUUUUAUUUAUUCGAUCCCUAAAAAAUUCUAUCCUUGUGCUUAAAUAAAAUUUAUAUCAUUGACUUA
Messenger RNA from Folsomia candida, 855 nucleotides. RefSeq lists its product as uncharacterized. The transcript is spliced from 2 exons. The coding region runs from base 326 to 781 and encodes 151 amino acids. Lineage: Eukaryota; Metazoa; Arthropoda; Collembola; Entomobryomorpha; Isotomidae. The record is from RefSeq and is a predicted model, not a curated record.